AUGGAGGUUCCGCGCGACGAUCUGACAUGGGGGAGGGAUCUCACAACGGCACAGCAAUUGGCCAGCAAGGUUCACUGGAGAAAACUGAUGGAUCUCCCUGGCUUGGAUGCCGACAACGCAGAGCUAGCGGACGGCGAGAGUGACUGGGACGAGGAUGAAUGUCGACCACCACGGUCACCACGCUUCAUCUGCAAGGGACCACAGGGUGGUCAGGUCAUCAUCUUCUCCGCGUCUGGCUCAUUCCUGAAGCCAUGGCUGCUGGUCAAGAUCGGAGGCGCGCCGGUGGGCACAGAGAUCUCCACAGCUUUGUUGACGUCGAUUGCAUCGGUGCCUUUGCAAACGAAGGAGGCUGGAGCCAAGCGUAUUUGUUCGGUCUUCAACACAGACCAGAUUCUGUUGCUGCCUGCAGUUUUUCGCAUGGAGCGGCGGCACGCUGGAUAUCUGUUCUUCGACGGCGUUGGCCAGAUCUACCGCUUGCGAGAUGAAGAGAUUCUGCUUGCAGAGCAUGCAUGGACCGCCCCCAGUUUCAUCUCAAGUGCUUCACAGCGGUUGGUAACUUUUACCUUUCACGAGAGUGAUGCAAAGCGUUCUUGCCUUCUCUCCGUCUUGGAGCGCUUCGAGUACUUCCAGAAGGCUUUUGGGCAGUGGCAGGAAGGCCAUUCUUCGGAGAUGUGCAUCGUCGAUGUGGAGCCUGGGACCUUCGAUGUAUUCUUGCAAUAUUUGCACGCUGGACGACUCGGGAAGCUUCCGCUGCAAACCUGGCUUUCCUUGCUUCAGCUGGGCAACAAGUACGUGAUGCACCAUUUGAUGGCUAUCAGCAGGGCGCGGAUCCUUGGCAUUCUUGAUGAUGAAGAGGUUUUUGGCCAAGAGAAGCCAAGUGUGCUUGCGGACCUGUUGGCUUUUGCCAGCAAGUGCGGGGGCGUUUUCAAGGUCAAAGUCAUGGAUGCCAUUGCUUGCUACCGCUCCAGUCUUGUGGUGGACACGGACUUCCUAGCACGGGUGUCGUGCAGUUCGGUCGAGGCAUUGUCUCACUUGCUGGACUCGCUCUUGAAGCCAGAUAGCCACCUCGAGAGCCGGGAGGCCAAGAGACGGAAGCUCCUCCACACUCGUCAAGCGGCUCUCUGGAGGGAGGCAGGCGAUGCGCCAUCAUGGAGCUCUCUUUGA
Molecule: messenger RNA, 1164 nt
Organism: Symbiodinium sp. CCMP2456
Lineage: Eukaryota; Dinophyceae; Suessiales; Symbiodiniaceae
Source: the annotation of a GenBank genome assembly